Molecule: messenger RNA, 3292 nt
Organism: Gasterosteus aculeatus aculeatus (three-spined stickleback)
Lineage: Eukaryota; Metazoa; Chordata; Actinopteri; Perciformes; Gasterosteidae
Gene: dnajc3b
Product: DnaJ (Hsp40) homolog, subfamily C, member 3b
Biological process (GO): protein folding in endoplasmic reticulum
Cellular component (GO): endoplasmic reticulum
Molecular function (GO): misfolded protein binding; protein-folding chaperone binding
Source: RefSeq, a predicted model, not a curated record
ACGGCACCAGGGGCGGAAAGGGCCUGUGUGCAAAGCGUACUGGCUGUCAGCUGUCCACCCUCCCCAGCAUCAUGUUACUUUAACUGGUUUUAUGUUCGAAUAGUCCACCGAGUCGCUGUCAAGGAGAGGAACCGCUGCUUCAAUUUUAAGGGAGGAACCCUUUCAGCGGCGUGCCUCUAUUUCCACACGGAAUUCUGUCACCCCGGGACCGUAAAUACACCGUCGUAGCUGUUCCCGCGGCCCGGGCUGAGAUAGCUAGAGAGACGGAGCCGGAGUCGCGGACGAUGACGACUUAACAGAAGAACAGCACCGCGUCAAUGACACGAACCGGUACUUUCACUCCACGCGACAGCAGAGCCGUAAAGUUCGCGGGUUCCGGUGCGGAAGAGGGACCAUAAAAUCGAGGGAUGGAGUCGUGUCGGCGGACGGGACUCAACGAGGUCUUGUGCUCGCUGUCGCUGCUGUGCGUCAUCCUGGACAUCCAGCUGGACGGCGUCUUCGGGACGACUCACGUCGAGAUCGAGCACCACUUGGAGAUGGGCCGAAAGCUUCUGGCCGCCGGUCAACUGGCCGAAGCCCUGUCGCACUACCACUCUGCUGUGGAGGGAGACUCGAAGAAUUACCUGACCUACUACAAGCGAGCUGCCGUGUUUCUGGCUAUGGGGAAGUCCAAAUCGGCCCUGCCGGACCUGACCCGAGCCAUCCAGCUCAAGCCUGACUUCCUGGCUGCCAGGUUGCAGAGGGGGAAUAUCCUGUUGAAGCAGGGCAGCACACAGGAGGCCAGGGAGGACUUUGAAGCAGUGCUGCAGCGCUCACCAGAUCACAAAGAAGCUCAGGAGCAGCUGAUGAGCGCGAACGAGCUGGAGGAGCUACAGGAGGACGCCAAUGCCGCGUACCACCAAGGGGACUACGGCACCACCGUCGGUGUGCUGGAGAGAGUCCUUGAGAUCUCUCCUUGGGAUCCGGAGUCGCGGGAGCUCCGCGCCGAUUGUUACAUCCGACUGGGAGACCCGCAGAAAGCCAUCCAGGACCUGACGCCGACCACCAGGCUGCGAAACGACAACCGCGCCGCCUUCCUGAAGCUCAGCACGCUGCACUACGGCCUGGGGGAUCACCACGAGUCGCUCAGCCACGUCCGAGAGUGCCUGAAGCUGGACCAGGACGACAAGGAGUGUUUCGGCCACUACAAGCAGGUGAAGAAGCUCAGCAAGCAGCUGGACUCGGCGGAGGAGCUCAUCGAGCAGGACAGGCAUCAGCAAGCCAUCGACAAGUAUCAAGCGGCGAUGAAGACGGAGCCGAAUGUGCCGUUCUACACCAACCGGGCCAAGGAGAGGAUCUGCUUCUGCCUUGUCAAGCUCAAAAUGGCCCAGCAGGCCAUCGACGCGUGUUCAGAGGCUCACCAGAGAGACCCGCGCAACGCCAACGUCCUGCGAGACCGAGCCGAGGCGUACAUCCUCAACCAGGAGUACGAGAAAGCCGUGGAGGACUACCUGGAGGCGAAAGAGUUUGACAGCGAGGGCGAACGCAGCGACCUCAAAGAAGGACUGGAACGAGCCCAGAAAAUGCUCAAAGUCUCCCGUAAGAGGGACUACUACAAGAUCCUCGGGGUCGGCAGGAGCGCAAACAAGCAGGAGAUCAUCAAGGCGUACAGGAAGCUGGCGCAGCAGUGGCACCCCGACAACUUCCAGUCCGAGUCGGAGAAGAAAGAGGCGGAAAAGAAGUUUAUCGACAUCGCCUCGGCUAAAGAGGUCCUCACCGACCCAGAAAUGAGGCAGAAGUUCGACGCGGGGGAGGAUCCCCUGGACCCCGAGAGCCAGCAGGGUGGUGGGGGAGGCGGGGGCCAGGGCUGGCCUUACCCCUUCAACCCGUUCGAUUCCGGCGGCAGCUUCCACUUCAAGUUCCAACACAACUAGAGGGGAGGACUCGACAGGGGGGGGUGGGCGAGCAACAACACCAACAACACCACCACCACCACCGGCGGAUGGACGGAGAAGUCUUCCUUAGAACUGGUGCUUCAGCUCGGACACUUGAACAUCUGAUUUGUAACGCAGCGGAGGGCUUGAGCUGUCCAGUGGAAAAAAAAGAAAGAAACCUGGACUUGUCACCACUAAAACUUCAGACCUGACGCAAAGAAAACAAAUUAUCGUGUCAACUUUUAGGAGGGGGGGGGGGGGGGCUUUGUCUGUGAGACUUUUGGGGUCGUUCCCGGUUCUUUCUCGGUGCCAUUCUCUGAGCCUGCAUCGAGGGACUUUGUUUUUGACGCGGUAGCCGCUCGGACGUCGUGGUCGAUCUUCGCUCGCAGUAUUCUUUUGAAGGGAUUCUUGAGCUGAUCUCGGCCUACGCGGUUGACCACGGCGAACCUUUUUCUGUAAUAGAGAACCACGGUUUUCAUACAUCGUGGCAGCGGAAGGUUUAUGUUGUCGAGCUUCUCCCUUGAUGGGAAGUAGGCGAGUCUUCCGCACUAGUGGAAACUCGUGGGUGUCAAAGCGUCGAAAUCCUAUGGAUCUUUAAAUCAGUGUGGCUCUGAAAUGUUUUUGUGCUUUUCUUUAAAUUAGCUUUUUUUUUCACGAGCUAUCUAUUUGGCAUAAUGUGUAAAUUCUUUUCUUCAUUGCUAUUUCAAAAUGCAAUACUUUCAGAUCCAAAAUCCAAAUGAUGGACAAACAGAAUGUCCUGGACUAGAGCGUAGAACUUGACUGAGUAGUAUUUAACUCCUUUCCUUUUCACUUCAAAGCUAAUCUUUGAAAACUUGCACUUUUUACCCUUUUUGUUUGGAAAAACUGCCCAUCUUCUCCACUCCGGACACGUUACUGCGGGUUUUUGUUUUUUAAAAGCCCUUCAAAAACCAAGUACAUCUUGAAUGGUUUAUCUGAGAGCCUCGUUCAUAAAAGUGCACUUUUUAGAUGUAAGGUGGGACAUUAGUGUCAGGAUGCUCUGAGGCACAACUUGACCAUUAAGUUUCAGAUCAAAUCAAACUUAGUGAAUGAGGCUCCAACCAGGAAAGACACAAGGAAGUUUAACGGUGUUCUAAGAUGACCUUUAUUUUAAAGAUUUGACUUAAGUUAUUUAGUCCAAACUGGCUUAAAGAUACAAAGCAUUCAAAGCUGUUGAGAGUCACUGUAAGGUGCGACUGUGUGAACCAAACGGACCGGCUUGUAUUUAAAUCGACUGAGUGGGGCGGUUUUGUUUUCUGGUUCUAUGUCUUUUUAGGACUUUCUGCGGUUAGUGGCAUCGAUUUUACUGUUGCCAAACUAAACCAGCUGACAUGCUCCAGCGUAUUAAAAUAUUGAACCAA